CCCACUGCAGGCCACAUUGCCUUUACCUGUCGUGUUUGUUGAUGUUGUAACCAGUUCGGUCCCACAGACCAUAGGAAAAGUUUUGGAAGAGACGAUGCGGCAGGAGGACUCCUCCCCAAUGGACAGUGCGGGGAACAGCGAGGAGGAGACCGAGCGUCAGCUGCCGCGGAGAGGCGCGAGGAAGCGGCGGGCGACGCGGAGGAGCGCGGACGACGAGGAGGAGGGAGACAUGGAGAGCCCGAGCCCGGGGAAGAAGAAAUGCAGAAAGAGCUGCGACGGAGGAGGCGGCAGCGCGGGGAGCGGCGGCAGUGAGGGUAGCAGCAGCCCCGAGCCCUCUUUCGAUGACCUGCAGACGCAGCGCGUGAUGGCCAACAUCCGCGAGCGGCAACGGACGCAGUCCCUCAACGAGGCAUUCACGUCGUUACGUAAGAUCAUUCCCACCCUCCCGUCGGACAAACUCAGCAAGAUCCAGACGCUGAAGCUCGCGGCCCGGUACAUCGACUUCCUGUGCCAAGUUCUGCAGAGCGACGAGCUGGACGCGCGAGGGACCAGCUGCAGCUACGUGGCGCACGAGCGCCUGAGCUACGCGUUCUCGGUCUGGAGGAUGGGGGGCGCGUGGUCCCUGUCUACUACGUCCCACUAGCAGGGCUGCUGUGGACGGUGCUGCACGAUUAUCCGGACUGAAGAAGGAGUGGAUCAGGCCGGCCCUACAGGUAGACUGAAACAGGCCAAACGCGGCAGAGGCCCAGCUGCCGUGCUUCAGGCCUCACAGGAGAGCGGGCUUUUCAUACUUCCCAUUGCACGGACUGUAAUGUUUGCAAGGAAGCACUUAGGACAGACAGGACGGAUAUGAAGAAAGAAAGACCACUGCGACUAUGAAUGUUGUAAAAACAAAAUGAGCUCCGAGGAACUCUGUUUUGAAACACGAGAGAAAAAUGACAGUUCAUUCCACAUUCCCUGUGACAAUGUUUCACAGCAAAUGAAGUAUAUUGUAUUUAUUUUUCUACACAUGUUCCAAAUUCCUUUCCCUCGCUCGAAUAAAAGCUAUUUAUUUUUGGGAUAUCUCAGAAUGCUGAACGGAUCUGCAGUCUGCAGAUUUUGAGUGUUGUAAAUAUUUG
Messenger RNA from Chelmon rostratus (copperband butterflyfish), 1118 nucleotides. RefSeq names its product twist family bHLH transcription factor 1a (gene twist1a). NCBI's taxonomy places the organism in Eukaryota, Metazoa, Chordata, Actinopteri, Chaetodontiformes, Chaetodontidae. The transcript is spliced from 2 exons. The coding region runs from base 95 to 643 and encodes 182 amino acids. Gene Ontology annotation, biological process: regulation of transcription by RNA polymerase II; developmental process. Gene Ontology annotation, molecular function: DNA-binding transcription factor activity, RNA polymerase II-specific; protein dimerization activity; RNA polymerase II transcription regulatory region sequence-specific DNA binding. The record is from RefSeq and is a predicted model, not a curated record.